AAGACAAAAUCUCAAUUAGUGUUGAAUGUCGGGGUCCAAAAUCGAAUAAACAAAAGUAGAUAACCCAAUUUAAAGUUUCAGAAAUCCCAUCUAUAUAAGAAGCGCACCCCAAAACCCAAAAAGUCUGCAGAAAAUUUAAACAUUAUUUCUUCAAAAAUCGCUACUGCGAUCUUUCUUUCCGGUUAGAUUUUUGCUUGGAAAAUCGAAGAUGUCGACGGAAGAAGAGGAGAAUGCCGCCGAGCUCAAAAUUCCCGAUGAAUUUUUGAAGGCCAAAUGUCUUAUGAAUUGUGAAGUUUCCCUUAUACUUGAACAUAAAUAUGAGCAGCUUCAGCAGAUGGCCGAUGAUCCAUUGAAUCAAAUGUCUCAGGUGUUUGAGAAAUCACUCCAAUAUGUGAAGCGCUUUAGCCGAUACAAGAACCCUGAUGCUGUCAGACAAGUUCGAGAAAUUCUUAGCAGAUAUCAGCUGGCUGAGUUCGAGCUCUGUGUACUUGGGAACCUUUGUCCGGAAACAGUGGAGGAAGCUAUAGCCAUGGUUCCGUCCAUCAAGACCAGAGGAAGAGCGCAUGAUGAUGAGGCAAUUGAGAAGAUGUUGAACGAUCUCUCCUUGAUCAAAAAGUUCGAGUAGUCUUCUUUCCGUUAUAAGCAUGGCAUUAUGGCCAUAAAAAUAGAUAUUUUUCGGGGAAGCCGAUGAUUGUGAUAUACUCAUGUAGAAUCAAUCUUGAAACGUAUAUUUCGUAUGCUUUGAUAAUAGGAUUCUGAUCAGAGUUUAUUA
Salvia miltiorrhiza (redroot sage) is the source of this 772-nucleotide messenger RNA. Its product is annotated as DNA-directed RNA polymerase II subunit 4. Gene Ontology annotation, molecular function: nucleotide binding; translation initiation factor binding. The transcript is spliced from 6 exons. NCBI's taxonomy places the organism in Eukaryota, Viridiplantae, Streptophyta, Magnoliopsida, Lamiales, Lamiaceae. The record is from RefSeq and is a predicted model, not a curated record. Gene Ontology annotation, cellular component: RNA polymerase II, core complex; P-body. The coding region runs from base 209 to 625 and encodes 138 amino acids. Gene Ontology annotation, biological process: mRNA export from nucleus in response to heat stress; transcription initiation at RNA polymerase II promoter; nuclear-transcribed mRNA catabolic process, deadenylation-dependent decay.